CCGCAACUCUUCUUCUCUCUCCUUCUCCAGCAUUCUCCCUCUUCACCUCUCGUCCCCUUGGAGCUCCCAAACUUCUCCUCGUUCAUCCUCACGGUUUUCAUCCAGCAAAUACAAGCGUCAAGCUCUUCAGGCCGCCUCCCUAUCGCCACUCGUUGUUUGUGUCGUCUCUCGUUGCGCUUCUGUAUCUCCCAGAGAACUCAAGUCGACUUUUUUGACAACAUCACCGCCAAGAUGAAGUCCGUCGUUAUCGCCCUCUGCACCCUGGUUGCAGCCACUGCCGCCCAAGGCUCUCCCAACCUUGCCGCCUGCGGUCAAACUUGCGCUACCAACAUGUUGAGCGCCGACAAGGCUGAUGAAUUGGGCUGCAAACAAAAUGACCUGAGGUGUCUCUGUGCCAACAAGAACUUCCUCUACGGCCUCCGAGAUUGCUCCGCCGCUAUUUGCCCGGCUGAGGAUGCCAGAAAGGUCGUCGAGUAUGGCAUCAGCAUAUGUGCGGGAGCUGGUGUUGCGAUCCAGACAAGUUCUGGAGGUGGCAGCGGCGGUGCUAGUCACACUGAAAGUGCAUCUGGAAGUGCCACUGGCAGUGCUACUGAUGGCGAGUCGACGCUUGUCACUGCUGGAUCUAGCCCUACCACUGCAACUGCUGGAAGCAGCACAGAUGGUGAACAAGCCUCCGGCAAAGUAUCCACAAUCUUCACCACUUUCACCUCUGACGGCCAAACCAUCACUACUGGUAUUGCCACUACCAUCUCUGGAAAUGUUGGUGGUGGGGGAAGUGUCAGCGUUUCUACUUUCACCGCGACUGUUACCGAAUCCGAUGGCAGCGUUCACACAACAACUGGCCAGACUACUUUGACUGGGGGAUCAGUCACUCUUACCGGUUCCGAGGCUACUGCCACGGGCACUGGCGCACACCAUACUGGCAGUGCCAUCCUUACGACCGUAACUUCUGGCAGCUCUACCAUCGUCAAGACUCUGACCACGGUCCACAGAAGCAGCGAAUCUGACACCGCUUCUAUCACUGAAUCUUCUACGCAGCCUGAAUCCAGCUCCGAGUCUAGCACCGAGGGCACAGAAACUAAGACUGGCAGUUCAAGUGCUUCCAGCACAUCCACCAGCACAGCUGCCGGUGUUCCUCAGAAGACUGCUGGUCCCGUCGGCAUCAUUGCUGCUGCCGGCCUCGCCAUCCUCAUGCUCUAAAAAUUUAUCUCGAUGGCCCCUUUUUUUGAUGUUUCGCGUUGCACAUGUUUGAUAUAUAAUACCCUGUUGUUGUCUCAUAAUCCUCGACUUACUAAACAUCUUUCGCGCUCGGCGUGGGAAUUUGGGCCGAGUCUAUCUUUCAUGACAAAGGAAAUAGGAACAAGGUGAAUGGACAUGAACCGGGAAAGUUUGAUGAGGGUUAAUGAGUCAAAUGGUUUAUCAUUUUCUUUUUUAAUUGGGCCACGAGAGAUGCACAAAGGAUUUGGUGAUUAAUUUGUUGGCCAUGUGCCAGUGGAGGGCGGAGCGCAAAAACGAGACUCGGGCUCAAGGCGGAUUUACUUCAGUUCACAUCUUCCUGUCAGACGAGAGAGUCUCAAGACUGCCGUGUACCUGGCAGUAUGGAUGAAUACCCUCUCUGACGUUGUCUAGAGGCACGGGGUUGAUUCUCAUGCUGUAGUUUGGCAGAAGAAUAAUAACUAAUUUUGGUGCAACUCACAAUCUUCUCCAUGCCGCAGAGUUUUGAAUGAUGCUUCCAGCACCGAAGGUUUUGAUGACGGCUCACGGGAAUGUUGUAGACUAUGCUUGAGUCAAUGCUGCUGCUACGCAAAGCUCAAUGAAUCUUCGACGAGCUACAAAACGGCGAGUUAUUCAUGCAAUGGUUACAAAAAAAUUAUACUAGGUGCUAGAAGA
This is a messenger RNA of Trichoderma virens Gv29-8, 1890 nucleotides long. RefSeq lists its product as uncharacterized. NCBI's taxonomy places the organism in Eukaryota, Fungi, Ascomycota, Sordariomycetes, Hypocreales, Hypocreaceae. The record is from RefSeq and is a predicted model, not a curated record. Bases 232 to 1200 code for a protein of 322 amino acids. The transcript has 6 exons.